CAGGGCGCGGGAAGUGAGCUCAGGCGCAGAGGAACUCCCUCCUUCGCCGGCCUGGGUGUUGUGUUCUCCGUCUCCGCUCCGUGUCUCCGAGAAAGAGAGAGAGAGAGAGAAGGCAGGAGAAGGAGGAAGAGAAGGAAGAAGAGGAGGAGGAGGAGGAAGAGGAAGAACCUGAGGGCAGGCAGAGGCGGCGGCGGCGGCUGCUCCUUGGCGGCGGAGGGAGGCGGAGGCGGCCGGCCCAGCUGAGCCUGCGGCGGGGAGCCAUGUCGGACCAGGAAGCCAAACCUUCAGCAGAGGACUUGGGAGAUAAGAAAGAGGGAGAAUACAUUAAACUCAAAGUCAUUGGGCAGGACAGCAGCGAAAUACACUUCAAGGUGAAAAUGACAACGCAUCUAAAAAAACUUAAAGAAUCGUACUGUCAGAGACAGGGAGUUCCUAUGAAUUCACUCAGGUUCCUCUUUGAGGGUCAGAGAAUUACUGAUGAUCAUACUCCAAAAGAGCUCGGGAUGGAAGAAGAAGAUGUGAUUGAAGUUUAUCAGGAACAGACAGGAGGCCAUUCAACAAUUUAGAUUGUUUGCUCCCCACCCCUCCGUUCCCUUUUAUUCUUUUCUUAUUUUUGAAUAAUAGUUCUUUUGUAAUGUGGUAUAUAACACUGAAUCGAAACCGGCACCAUACGCCCAUAUCUGGGGUCUUAUUUACAAAUGUCUGUUAUAAAUACUUGUGCUCAUUAUACACUAUCAUUUGUUUUCAUUGUACUGAAUUCUUGUGCUCCCCCUGCGGUUGUACUUCGCUGUUUUCCCCGUUUCCUCUUUAGAAACACACCCGCCACCCACACGUGCAUUUGUGUGUUCACAAGGCUCAUGUAUUUCAAGCACGUUGACUGAUCUGCCAGAUUGGGCGCAAAGCUUUCUUAAAAUUUCCGUAUUGGCCCCAAGGUUUUUUUCCCCCCCACGUGCGGCUUUUACUUGUGGAUUUUAAGUUACAAAGGAGCUGACGCUUUUCUGAGAGCUUAGCAAUGGAAGGAUUAUGUCCUCAAAUUAUGUCCUCAAACUUUGUUCUGUAUCAUUUGCUGGUGGACUAGGACAGAACAGCAUCCAGAUGUUGAUGGGGAAAUGUAGUCUUUUUUUGGGCAUGAGAUACACGAAAUCACCGAAGAGAACUUGGAAAAUCCUACUGAUUUUUCAUCGGCAGAAAAGCCCAGGAACAUUCUAAUUUUUAGUACUUUCAUGUACCAAGAGUUGCUAAUAAUUUCAUUCUUUUGGCCUGAGAUGUGGUUUUUGAAUGCACACCUAGACUGUACUGGCUUCCCUUUAAAUAAAUGAGAGGAAACAAAUUUAUAAGCAUUGCAUUUUUUGAGAUACCCGUGGCUUGGAUAAAGGUAAAGGGACCCCCUCACCAUUAGGUCCAGUUGGGGUUGCGACGCUCAUCUCGCUUUAUUGGCCAAGGGAGCCAGCAUACAGCUUCCAGGUCAUGUGGCCAGCAUGACUAAGCCACUUCUGGCGAACCAGAGCAGCGCACGGAAACGCCGUUUACGUUCCUGCUGGAACGUAUUUAUCUACUUGCACUUCGAUGUGCUUUUGAACUGCUAGGUUGGCAGGAGCAGGGACCGAGCAACAGGAGCUCACCCCCGUUGCGGAGAUUCGAACCGCCAACCUUCUGAUUGGCAAGGCCCAGGCUCUGUUGUUUAUCCCACAGCACCACCCACGUCCCUUUCCCGUGGCUUGGAUACUUUUUGGCAAAAGCAGUGAGGAAUAUUUAAGGAACACUGGUUUUCAGCCAUUGACCAGUGCCUGAGAAUAUGACAGUGUGGCAACAACUGAUUUUGUUAUUCCACCUUGCAAACUAGCACACUCUUUGCCACUUGCUCUCAAAUUGUAAGUAGCAGUCUAUCUUCAACUAAUAGAUGUCUUUUGUGAAUGCCUCCUCGGUUCUGAAAAUUAAUGUUAGCAUAAGGUUGGAAACCCGGGUGGCGCUGUGGGUUAAACCACAGAGCCUAGGGCUUGCUGAUCAGAAGGUUGGCGGUUCGAAUCCCUGUGACGGGGUGAGCUCCCGUUGCUCGGUCCCAGCUCCUGCCAACCUAGCAGUUCGAAAGCACGUCAAAGUGCAAGUAGAUAAAUAGGUACUGCUACAGCGGGAAGGUAAACGGCGUUUCCAUGUGCUGCUCUGGUCUGCCAGAAGCGGCUUUGUUAUGCUGGCCACAUGACCUGGAAGCUGUACGCCGGCUCCCUCGGCCAAUAAUGCGAGAUGAGCACCGCAACCCCAGAGUCGGUCAUGACUGGACCUAAUGGUCAGGGGUCCCUUUACCUUUAAGGUUGGAAAGGGUUGCAAGAAUUGGGGGGGGGGCGCCCAAGAAUUUUGUGAGCCCCCUGCGAUUAGCACUUCAUGACCUUUUUUAAAGUUGUAAAAGGGGCACACUAAGGUGUCUGUUUUGAAUGAAGUUAGUCACAGAAAAUGCUCACUUAAAAUUGAUGGAGCUCAAAUUAGCCACAACGAACUUGCUCCAUUGUGUUUAAUGCAGUUUAAGCGCGAGUAACUUUAUAAAUUGAGCGCCUUGUGUUGCACUGGAAAUCCUAGGUGAUCUUGAGGUUCAUCAAAUGCUGUACACUGGUAACAAAAACCAUGCAUGAGCUCUGCUUGUCGCUUGCAUAAGACUAGUGUGAGACGGGCCAGAGCUGCUUGCAAGACAUGAUCGAGAACUUCAUCCUGUGAACUGCAAAGCUUUGUCAUGUAACUUCGUAGGAUCAGCAUCAAAGCCCUUGCGCCAAAACCCUAUUUCUUAUGUAGAAGUAAGCCUAACUGAUUUCCAGGGAGCACAUGUAAGCAUUCUUAGGGUAUAGGGAUUCCUGAAUAUACGUCUCAACCCAAUGCUGUCCCAAACUAAAUGGUGAAUGGUUAGAGCAGCUUUCCAAAAUAAAAGCUAUUCAUUGGUUUUUGUGGAGUUUGUUCUGUGAAGUAGUAUUCUUAAAUGAGGGUUGGAAAACUGUAUUCUCCGAUUGGUUAUCCCGCUGAACACUUUUUGACCUUCAUACCUAUUUUAGUAAAUCGAGGAACAGUGUCAUAGAAAACCUGCCAUGCUAGAAGGGGCCCUUUAGCUCAGGUUUAUGGUAUGAUGAUGGCAGGAUUAGAAACACAUUGCUCUACCUCUUCCCCCCCCCCCUCUUGCAAGGGGAUUGGGGAAAGGACAGAAAUCGAGACUGCAAUGUUCUUAAGCAUGUUUUUAAUACACCAUUUGAUUGUGAGUUCAAUUUUAUUUUUAAGCUGGCACUUAAUUGUAAAGUGUUAAUGGAUCUUCUCCAAUGCUUGUAGUUCCCAUGUCCCACUUCUGAUGCCUUUUUGUACACAUGCUAAACCUUUUUUUAAAAAUUAAAAUUUGUUUUCAAAAAUUGGCA
Messenger RNA from Zootoca vivipara (common lizard), 3386 nucleotides. RefSeq names its product small ubiquitin like modifier 1 (gene SUMO1). The record is from RefSeq and is a predicted model, not a curated record. Gene Ontology annotation, molecular function: protein binding. Lineage: Eukaryota; Metazoa; Chordata; Lepidosauria; Squamata; Lacertidae.